Messenger RNA from Musa acuminata AAA Group (dessert banana), 1943 nucleotides. RefSeq names its product omega-3 fatty acid desaturase, chloroplastic-like. The coding region runs from base 332 to 1645 and encodes 437 amino acids. Gene Ontology annotation, molecular function: oxidoreductase activity, acting on paired donors, with oxidation of a pair of donors resulting in the reduction of molecular oxygen to two molecules of water. Gene Ontology annotation, biological process: lipid metabolic process. NCBI's taxonomy places the organism in Eukaryota, Viridiplantae, Streptophyta, Magnoliopsida, Zingiberales, Musaceae. The record is from RefSeq and is a predicted model, not a curated record. The transcript is spliced from 8 exons.
UCUGUUGCUGUAAUCCAUGAGAUUGCUGCUGAUGAGGGAGGGGAUAAAGGGAAUUAUAUGUUCUUGAUUCUUUGAGGGUUUGCAAUAAAAAUCUCUCCUUUUUACCGCCACCGUCACUGGACUUGUGAGUGGUUGCCGAGGCCGCCGUCAUUGGCCUUUGCAAUAUCUGGUCUACAAAAAGGAAACAGAGGCAACGAGAGGCUGUUAUGUGAGAAGGGCGAGCCGCCUCUGGAAUCUGAUCUCCGCCUUCUCCUGCCCUAAUCCUAUAGAAGACCUCUCAGACCGGGGAGGAGGAGUCGGGGGACGGCGAAAAGGCGCGACCUUUGGGGGAAUGGCGAUUUGGGUCGUCUCUAACUGCUGUGGCCUCAGGCCCCUCCCCGCAUCCCUCCCUCGCCCCAACUCCGGCCUCCUACCCGCUGCUAGCCUCAAGCCCUUGAAGAGGAGGCCCCUCUUCUCCCCCACCGUCGGUCUCGGCGGCCGCAGGGAGUGGGCGCUCCGCGUGAGCGCGCCGUUGCAGGUGGCGCCCUUGGAGGAUGAGAGGGAGUCCGGCGGGGGCAGCGGGGAGCCCUCCUUGAAGGGGAGUGACGGGAAGGAGGCAGCUUUCGACCCCGGGAUGCCGCCGCCGUUCGGGCUGGCUGAGAUUCGAGCGGCCAUACCCAAGCAUUGCUGGGUGAAGGACCCGUGGAGGUCGAUGAGCUACGUGGUGCGCGACGUGGUGGUCGUAUUUGGGCUCGCCGCGGCCGCGGCGUCCCUUAACAACUGGAUAGUGUGGCCGCUCUAUUGGAUUGCACAGGGAACCAUGUUCUGGGCUCUCUUCGUUCUCGGCCAUGAUUGUGGGCACGGGAGCUUUUCGAACAACCCGAAGCUUAACAGCGUCGUGGGGCAUUUGCUCCACUCCUCCAUUCUCGUGCCCUACCAUGGAUGGAGAAUUAGCCACAGGACUCAUCACCAGAACCAUGGGCACGUCGAGAAUGACGAGUCAUGGCAUCCGUUGGCUGAGAAGCUGUACAGAAGUUUGGACUCCACAACUCGGAAGCUUCGCUUCACAUUGCCAUUCCCUAUGUUUGCUUACCCCUUCUACCUGUGGGGAAGGAGUCCAGGAAAGUGCGGAUCGCACUUCCACCCUAGUAGUGAUUUGUUUGUCCCUAAUGAGAAGAAGGAUGUGAUUACAUCGACGAUUUGCUGGGCUGCAAUGGUGGUGAUUCUUGCAGGGCUAACCUAUUUGAUGGGUCCUAAUCAGAUGCUUAAGCUCUAUGGAGUUCCGUAUUGGAUUUUUGUCAUGUGGUUGGAUCUUGUGACAUACUUGCAUCAUCAUGGACAUGAGGAGAAGCUUCCUUGGUAUCGUGGAAAGGAAUGGAGUUAUCUUCGAGGAGGAUUGACGACACUAGACCGAGAUUAUGGAUGGAUCAACAAUAUCCACCAUGAUAUUGGCACUCAUGUGAUACAUCACCUCUUCCCGCAGAUACCACACUACCAUCUAGUAGAAGCGACCGAGGCAGCAAAGCCAGUGAUCGGGAAGUACUACAGGGAACCUGCCAAAUCUGGACCUCUGCCAUUUCACCUUCUGGGAGUCCUGGUGAGGAGCUUGAAACAUGAUCAUUAUGUUAAUGACACUGGAGAAGUUGUCUACUAUCAGACCGAUUGAGGGGUACUUCAGAUUAAUGGUCAUCUCAAAGGCAUUGGUGGAAUGCUAAUAGCAUAAUACAUGUUUGAUCAGACCUGCAUGUUCAUCAAAGCUGGAAUUUUUGCUGAUGGCUUCCUCUCCGGCCACACAUUCUUUUCUCCUCUCCGAGUGCAAGGAAGAGAUGCCUCUGCUGCCCGUUCAUGUAAUAGCAUAGCAUGGAUCUGUAUAUGUUGAAGUUGGCCGGAAAAAAAUUAUCGGCAUAAGCCAACCUAUCAUUCUUUGAGAAGAAGAAAGUGAGGACUUGUUGUUGUUUGUUCCA